AUGAGACUAAUGCGUAAAUAUCAAUUAUGUCUUCAAUUACGGCAAGAUAUUCUUUCUGGAAAAUUACCUUGUUCAUUUGUAACUUAUGCUUUAUUGGGUUCAUAUACAGCUCAAGCUGAAUUAGGAGAUUAUAGUGAAUUAGAUCAUGGAACAACAUAUGAUUAUCUUAAAGAACUUCAAUUUGCACCUCAACAAGAUGAAGAAUUAUUAAAACGUAUUCAUGAACAACAUAAAAGACAUAAAGGUCAACCACCUAAUGCAGCUGAUUUACAUUUUCUUGAAAAUGCUAAAAAAUUAGCUAUGUAUGGUGUAGAUAUUCAUCCUGCACAAGAUUCUGAAAAUGUUAAUAUUAAUAUAGGUGUUUCAGCUAAUGG
Molecule: messenger RNA, 374 nt
Organism: Rotaria sordida
Lineage: Eukaryota; Metazoa; Rotifera; Eurotatoria; Philodinida; Philodinidae
Source: the annotation of a GenBank genome assembly